Molecule: messenger RNA, 1536 nt
Organism: Ustilago hordei
Lineage: Eukaryota; Fungi; Basidiomycota; Ustilaginomycetes; Ustilaginales; Ustilaginaceae
Exons: 1
Coding region: 1-1536 (511 amino acids)
Biological process (GO): protein import into mitochondrial matrix
Cellular component (GO): mitochondrial inner membrane
Molecular function (GO): protein-folding chaperone binding
Source: RefSeq, a predicted model, not a curated record
AUGGUUCGCACAACUCCCGCAGUGCGGGUCUGGCUCUCAUCUCGAGCUACAUCCGCAAUCAUCACUCCUCGUCGCACCGCCACCCCCUUCGCUCGCGGCUUUCAUGCUUCUCACCGUCGCUUCGAAGCCCCGCGUUCCCCAUUCGCAGUCUUUGUUGAAACCCUCAAAACUGAACUUCGCAAGAACCGAGAACUCCAAGAAAACAUGCGUCAACUCUCCGGAGACGUAGGCAAAAUGCAAGAUUCCGAAACGAUGAAACGUAUGCGUGACGCCUACGAACGCGCACGAAUCAUCACUUCCAUCCAGUCUAACCCCAAGUUGCAAGCGGCUGCUGAAGCACUACGCAAAUCCGGCGGCCAAGUCGGAGAGGCUGUUGGAGCAACACUAAAACAGAUGGAGGAAUCCGAACUCAUCAAAGGUCUAGGUGCCGUCAGUUCCAGAUUGGCCCGACAGUUGCAAGAUAGUACCGCGCCGAUUAGGAAUACAGAAGCAUAUAAACAGUUGAGUGAGACUUUGACGGAAGCCUUCGAUGACGGUGGUAGCGCAUUGAGGAUUGUUGUGCAUGGCGACAAGGAGGUUGAGGAGGUUAGGAGGAUUAAAAGGGAGGCUAGGUUGAGCAAGAUCGGUAGACCUAUGCCGAGUAAGGAUGUGGAUAGUAAGGAGGCGGCAGAGGCUGUGUUGAAGAGCUAUGCUGCGAAAGAGGAGGAAAGCGCUGUUCAAGAGACCAAACCAACCGAAGAGCAAAAGCCCGAAUCCACGUCUCCUUGCCCAGACACCACCGCUUCCACUUGCGAACCCAAGCGGGCACCUAAAAAACCAGCCGGCUACGCAGUCCGCACGCGCUCCGUCCUCUCCAACUCCACCGAACAAUCCCUGGUCCUUCGUCCCGAACCGGCCUACAAACAAGCGUGGUCCUCGUUCAAAUCUUCCAACCCGCUCUUGCGCCACCUCUCCUCGCUUUCCGAAUCCUACCGCGAAUCCGAAAACCCGCUCAUCGAACGAGUGCGCACGGUGACCGACUGGUUUGGUUCUCUCUUCGAAGAAAACGAUUUCGCCCGAGUAACUCGACAACUCAAACUCCUGGACCCAUCAUUCUCUAUCGAAAGUUUCCAACGCGAUCUCCGCGAGUACAUCGUCCCUGAACUGAUCGACUCCUACCAUUCCGCCGCACGCCAUCUCCUCCGACAAUGGUGCGGAGAAGCAACCUUCAAUCUUUUAAUGGCGACCAUAGAUCCAUACCUGACAAAAGGUCUCCUGCCACAGGGAAGGCUGCUCGAUCUAAAACACGUGGAAAUAUUGCAAGCCAAGCUGCUCGAGAACAACGUGCCAGUGUUGGUGGUCAGCUUUACCAGCCAGGAAUUGAUGUUUUUCAAACAUCCCAAGACCGGACAAGUCCAAGCAGGCAAUGAAAAACAACCGGAUCUGUGUAGAUACGCUAUCGUCGUAACGAGGGUAGAGGAGGAAUUGCACAACGAGAUAACAGGUGGCUGGAAGAUCCUCGAGUUGGCUAGGAGAGCAACCCCUUCCUACCUCUAA